Seriola dumerili (greater amberjack) is the source of this 3615-nucleotide messenger RNA. RefSeq names its product junctophilin-3-like (gene jph3a). Lineage: Eukaryota; Metazoa; Chordata; Actinopteri; Carangiformes; Carangidae. The record is from RefSeq and is a predicted model, not a curated record. The coding region runs from base 558 to 3173 and encodes 871 amino acids. Gene Ontology annotation, cellular component: junctional membrane complex; plasma membrane; endoplasmic reticulum membrane. Gene Ontology annotation, biological process: regulation of synaptic plasticity. The transcript is spliced from 5 exons.
UCCCUCUCCGUGUGCCGGUGCAGCAGGGAUGUGAGGAUGUUGUAAUGUCUGAUUGAGCUGAGCUCGGUCGCCGCUGCCACCGCCGCUACUCUGUGGGCCUGUGGGACUGCUGGAAAAGCCUAGGCCUCGCUUGUCUGGAGCGCCCCGCUGCACGGCUGAGGCGACGGGCCAGCGAGCUCCCCGGCUGCGAGGCUGCGUGGAGCAGGAAGGUGGAGGAGGAAGUGGAGGAGGAGGAGGAUGAGAAGCACUCUGAGCCUGCAUGCCCAUGGGAAGCAGCAUGCACGGCAGCUGCGUUCGUCACUCCAGACCCAUCGCUGAGGCUUAGAUUGCUUCUCCAUCGUAAGGUGAUGCUCUUUGGGCCGUGUUGUGCUGUUUUUAAACCGAGGAGCGAGUGUUUUCCAUCCUAAACUGACGGAAGAAAGAGAGUCAAGGCCCUGCACCUCCAUGCUACCUGAUUCAAACGAGGCCUCCUCCCUCCUUACUCCUUCUGAGUGAACCAGGCCCUUGUUUUUUCUUUUUCUUGACAUUCUAAGGAUUUGCCUAAACCUGUUUCAUGCAUGUCCACUGGAGGCAGGUUUGACUUUGAUGAUGGGGGGUCGUACUGCGGGGGGUGGGAGCAGGGUAAGGCCCAUGGCCGAGGGGUCUGCACGGGGCCCCAGGGUCAGGGUGAGUACGCGGGGGCCUGGAGCCAUGGCUUCGAGGUCCUGGGCGUGUACACGUGGCCCAGUGGGAACAGCUAUCAAGGCACCUGGGCGCAGGGCAAGCGGCAUGGCAUCGGAGUGGAGAGCAAGGGCCGGUGGGAGUACAGAGGGGAGUGGACGCAGGGGUUCAAAGGCCGUUAUGGGCAGCUGGAGAGCACGGCCAGCGGGGCCCGGUACGAGGGGACGUGGAGCAACGGUCUGCAAGAUGGAUACGGCACUGAAACCUACUCCGACGGAGGAACCUACCAAGGCCAGUGGCUGGGUGGGAUGCGUCACGGCUAUGGCGUGCGGCAGAGUGUACCGUACGGUAUGGCGGCCGUCAUCCUCUUCCCUCUGCGAACAUCCAUAAACUCCCUCCGCUCUGAGCACAGCCACGGGCCCCCAGCUGUGCUGGAGGACGGCAAUGCCACCACGCCCACAGACGGUGUGGUGGCCGGGCUGGCCGGGAGCCCAGUGGGCCGAGGUGGGUUCGCUCUGACAGCUCCAAGUGAAGCUGAACGCCAGAGGAAGAGAAAAGGCCGUUUCCGCCAGUCCAUCCUGAGCGGCCUGAAGCUGCGACGCUCCGAGUCCAAAAGCUCUCUGGCAAGUCAGCUCAGCAAGCAGAGCUCCUUCUGCAGCGAGGCCGGCAUGAGCACCGUCAGCUCUGCUGCAUCUGACAUCCACUCCAACGCCAGUGAGAGUGAGCAAGGCGCCCCUGUGGACGCAACUGUCACAGAGAUGUAUGCUGGCGAGUGGCGGAGCGACCAGAGGGCCGGCUGGGGCGUGAGUCGACGCUCAGACGGCCUGCAUUACGCAGGUGAAUGGGCGGGGAACAAGAGGCAUGGGUAUGGCUGCACCACCUUCCCUGAUGGCACCAAGGAGGAAGGAAAGUACAAACAGAACGUGCUGGUGAGUGGAAAACGCAAGAACUUGAUUCCGCUGAGGGCCAGUAAAAUCAGAGAGAAGGUGGACAGAGCUGUUGAGGCUGCUGAGAAGGCCGCAGACAUCGCCAAGCAGAAAGCAGAGAUCGCCAUGUCAAGGAUGAGCCACGCUCGGGGGAAGGCAGAGGCAGCUGAAGGCGUGGCGCAGAAGGCCAUGGAGGAGUGUCGACUGGCCCGGAUAGCUGCCAAAGAGCUCUCCCCCUCCUUCCACAUCUAUGGGAACGGGCUCGAAUGUCAGAGGCCCAAGCACCAGGAUGCCAAGGACAAAGACCAUGAGGUCAUCUCCACAGGAACAGACAGUCCGGAGCUGUGCACUCCGGACACCACGCCGCCUGUAAUAACACCUGAUCUCAGCCCCGUGCUGAGCGUACCCACCUCGCCCCCCCACAGCCCGCCCAAGCACGCCCAUCGCCCCAGAAAUGCUUGCUUCAUGCGCCAGAGUGCCGUGGAUGAUCAGGGCGGGGCUGAGAUCCAGGUGCUGGUGGAGGGGCGGGGAGUGGAUCUGCCGAGGGGAGGGGCUAACAAUUGGACUGAUGACAUGUACCCGGAGCGAGGGGGCAGCAGCCGAUCCACCACACCUUCCCUUCUGGAAGAGCAGGAGGGCCAAAUCAACGGCCACGAGCAAGCCCCUCUGUCCAACCACAAACCACGGGAGAAAUCCUUGUCCAAUCACAAGUCCCGGGAGCACGCUUCCUCCUACAGAGCGUGGGAGCACUCCCUGUCCAACCAAAAGCCCUCCAAGCAUGCCUCUUCCAAUCACAAGUCAAGGGAGUACUCAUCCUCCAAUCACAAAACAUGGGAUCAUUCUUCAACCAAUCACAAGGCCUGUGAGCAUGCCUCUUCCAACUACAAGCCGCAGGUGCACAUUUUGUCCAAUCACAAAGCCUUGGAACAUAACAUGUCCAAUCACAAGACUUCUGAGCAUGCUUCUUCCAAUCACAAAUCCCAAGAUUAUAUCUCCUCUAAUCACAAUGCAAAGGACCACGUCUCUUCUAGUUAUAACCCUCGAGAGCAUGUCUACUCCAACCACCAUCCAAAGCAGCACAACCCCUCCAACCACAAGCUUAACGAGCAUGCUGUAAUCGACCAAAGGCUAGAUGGCCUCACGGUGGGCUGGACUGCUGAAAGCACCCUUAGGUGGAGCCCCGCCCACUCACGCCUCACAGAGCAGGACGAGGAGAGGAUGAAUGACUACACGGUUGACAUGAGGCUUCAGUGUCCGGACUCACAGACAUCUCGGGGGCUGGGCCAGGAGUCCCCCGCCCCCAAAAACAACAGGCUGCGAUCCCGAGGCCUUCGGCCGGUUAGAGAGGGAUCCAUGGACUCUGUACAGAUGCUGGACAACCUGAAUGUGGGGGCAGAGCUGGAGGAGUGGCCUCUGCACAGGGACCUCACCCUCUCCCCACCCCUAAAGUCUCAGCCCAUCACUCUGGAGCAGGAAGGAGAGCAUCUCACCCUCAAAUCAAACUCAGGCUCCAGCUCUAUUCUGGUGGUUAUGGUCAUUUUACUCAAUAUUGGAGUAGCCAUUCUUUUCAUUCACUUCUUUAUUUAAGCUUAUACAGGUAUGAUCUACUAAGACUUAUUGAUAAUUACAGUAUAUGAUAUUAUUACUUACCGAGACGGACAUUCUGCCUAUUCGACUGGAGCCCGCAGCCCGAGUGACGGACACAGCAGAGCCUUUCUAUUGUUGCUACUGGUCUUUCCACCUCUGUUGAAGCCCAUUUCAGUUUCUCUGAGAGCACCGUUCCUUUUCAAAAUGCUUAUUUUGAACUUGCAACCAUAGAAAAAAAAAAGGUGAUUGGAUAAGAGUCACAGGAGGGUAAAGAGUGCAGCUUUAAACUAGCGCGGUGUAUCGGGACACACAUGCAUGGGUGUCCAUCACAUACGGACUGGAGAUGGCACAGGCAGUUUUGCCCAUUUUUCCAUCACUCUAGACAAGAAUAUAGCAACCCCUGUUUCCUGGUUAUCAUGAGGAACAUGCUAACCAAGAGCAU